Molecule: messenger RNA, 897 nt
Organism: Telopea speciosissima
Lineage: Eukaryota; Viridiplantae; Streptophyta; Magnoliopsida; Proteales; Proteaceae
Exons: 4
Coding region: 1-897 (298 amino acids)
Source: RefSeq, a predicted model, not a curated record
AUGAGUGAUUGUCCUUUAGCUGUGCAAUUCCCUAAAUAUGUUCAAGAACAAGCACAAGCUGCCCAGAAUUUCUCUAAACCAGAAUCUCCAUCUUCUUCUGCAUUUGGCAAGAAGGGUGCAAGAAUAGAAGAGAUGAUGAAAUUGUUCAAACAAGUCCAGAUCAACCUCCCCCUUCUAGAUGCCAUCAAGCAAGUUCUAGCUUAUGCUAAGUUCUUGAAGGACUUGUGCACUCAAAAGCGUAAGCUGAAGACCCACAUUCCUAAGACUAUCCAUCUUACUGAGCAGCCUACAGAGGUUAUUCUCCAACUUGCAGAUUGUUUCAUUAAAGUGCCUAGAGGUUUCAUUGAGGAUGUAUUGGUUAAAGUAGACGAGCUCUAUUUUCCUGUGGAUUUCCUAGUCCUUGACAUGGAAACACCAACUAAUGGGAAACCACAGUCGAUUAUCUUUGGACGUCCAUUCUUGGCUACUGCCAAUGAAGAGUGCUUCUCCGUUGAUGUUAUGGAUGAGGGAGUAGCAGAGUGCACACUGAUGAUGUUAGCAGAUGACCCAUUGAAGCAGUGUUUGACCUUUUCUGGAGGAGAUGGUUUUGAUAUUGAUGCGUAUACUGCUAAGGUCAAUGCGUUAUUAGAUGCCCCUACUCCUCAGGACUGUCCUUCGUGGACUAUCAAGUAUGAGUCACUUCUUCCUCUGGUUGAGAAGCCACCAUUGAGUUCUGUUGAGUCCCCACCGGUGUUGGAAUUGAAACCAUUGCCUGAUUCAUUAAAAUAUGUUUUCUUGGGAUCGAAUGAGAUGCUACCUGUCAUCAUUGCUUCCAAUUUGACAUCUGAUCAAGAAAGCCAACUGUUGAGUGUUCUCAAAGAACAUAAGGCUGCCAUCGAGUGGUCCGUGGCUGAUUAG